Messenger RNA from Colletotrichum gloeosporioides, 288 nucleotides. RefSeq lists its product as uncharacterized. Lineage: Eukaryota; Fungi; Ascomycota; Sordariomycetes; Glomerellales; Glomerellaceae. Bases 1 to 288 code for a protein of 95 amino acids. The transcript has 2 exons. The record is from RefSeq and is a predicted model, not a curated record.
AUGCCCACCUCGUCAACAGCUGCAGUCUGCGGCUUCAAUCAAAGGUCCGUUGAAGAAAAGUCAACAACCCCGCCGCUCACUCCGACACUGCCGGAGGAACGCCCCGCAAUUCCCGUCAGGUCGGACCCGGGAUACUGCAUCGGUCGGUUCUUGGGCUCCCAGCAGCAUGCAAGUCCACCGCUUUCCCAAAUGGCAACAUCACCCAAAACAACAGACGACGCCGAAAAAGCCGGUCGCGUUCGCAUGGCGGGUAUCCUGGCAGAAAUUGGAUUUCCAGUGUCGGAUUGA